Molecule: messenger RNA, 2566 nt
Organism: Condylostylus longicornis
Lineage: Eukaryota; Metazoa; Arthropoda; Insecta; Diptera; Dolichopodidae
Product: G protein alpha q subunit
Exons: 10
Coding region: 935-2125 (396 amino acids)
Biological process (GO): adenylate cyclase-modulating G protein-coupled receptor signaling pathway; phospholipase C-activating dopamine receptor signaling pathway
Cellular component (GO): heterotrimeric G-protein complex
Molecular function (GO): guanyl nucleotide binding; G protein-coupled receptor binding; G-protein beta/gamma-subunit complex binding
Source: RefSeq, a predicted model, not a curated record
UAAUUCUGAUAUUUAUUUUAAUAAAAAUUGACAAUUCGUUUUGAAAGUGAAUUGGUAUAAUAGUGUGCGUGCUAAUAAGACAAUUUUCGCAUAUAUUAUAAACAUAUUAAUUAAAAUCGCGUUAAAAGUCGAGCUGAGAAGUGAUACCUAGUUUUUGUAUGUUCCGCCAUCAUUAAUAGGCGGCGUUAGCAUUUCAAAAUAAAUUUUUUUUUAAUUUAUUAAGUUUUAAAAUUUAAUUUUUAAAUAGUUAUCUGAAAUCAAUGUGCUAAUUUUUAGAAUGUUAGAAAUAUUAAAAUUUUGUUUUCAAUUGAAAAAUGACAUUUAGAACAUGUAUUUUGGUACAAUAUCUUCGUAAAUGUCGUGAUGAUAAAUAGCCUAUACAGAAAAAAUUUCGGUGAAAAAAAAAACUGAAUAUAUUUUUUAAGUAAUUACAAUUUUGUCCAUUUACAAAGUAAAUCGCCUAUAUUUAAAAAUUUGGUGUUUAAACAAUUCAUUUUAAUAAAAAAUAUAAAAGAUACAAAAAUUUUCACGAAAGUUUUGAUUUUGCACUUUAUUGGACCUCGCCCGACAGAUGAAACUUUCAAUAGUGAAACAUAAUUAUUAAUUUCUACAAAAAUAAUAGACAAAAAUAUUUUAUUUUCGAUUGUUAUAACUUAUAUAUACAUCUAAUUAUAUCUAUUACAUACAUAUAUAUGUAUUUAUGCAUAUAACAUAUACAUAUAUGUAUAUAUGUAUAUAUAUAUGUAUAUAUACGUAAAUAUAUGCACAUAUAUAUAUAUAUGGUUGCACUGAAAAAAUUUAAUAUUAAAUAAAAUUCCUGGUCGAAUAAAAAGAAUUAAUAUUAAAAAAUAAAUCAGUAAUAAUAACAAAUAUAAAAUAAUAAAAAAAAUUAAGAAUAACGCCGUAUAAAUAAAAACUUCACAAACUAUUUAUUAUGGAGUGUUGUUUAUCUGAGGAAGCCAAAGAGCAGAAGCGUAUUAAUCAGGAAAUAGAAAGGCAGUUACGCAAAGACAAAAGAGAUGCAAGAAGAGAACUUAAGCUGCUUUUGCUAGGCACUGGUGAAUCUGGAAAAUCCACAUUUAUUAAACAAAUGCGAAUCAUCCAUGGGGCUGGUUAUUCUGACGAUGACAAAAAAGGUUACGUUAAAAUAGUUUUCCAGAAUAUUUUUAUGGCCAUGCAAUCUAUGAUAAGAGCUAUGGACAUGUUAAAAAUACAAUAUGGAUCUGCUGAAACUGCGGCUCAUGCGGAUCUAGUGAAAGAAAUUGAUUAUGAAACAGUCACUACAUUAGAAGAUCCUUAUAUUACAGCCAUUAAAGCUUUAUGGGCAGACAGCGGAAUUCAAGAAUGUUACGAUCGAAGAAGAGAAUACCAGUUGACUGAUUCCGCAAAAUAUUAUCUAAUGGAAAUAGAUCGAGUUGCAGGAUCAAAUUACUUACCAACCGAACAAGAUAUUUUAAGAGUGCGUAUACCAACUACUGGGAUUAUCGAAUAUCCAUUUGAUUUAGAAGAAAUACGUUUUAGUUAUUUAAGCGAUCUCGAUCGAAUAGAAGUUCCAGAUUACUUGCCAACAGAGCAAGACAUUUUACGUGCUCGAGUACCAACAACGGGGAUUUUAGAGUAUCCAUUCGAUUUAGACGGAAUGGUUUUUAGAAUGGUUGAUGUAGGUGGACAAAGAUCUGAAAGAAGAAAAUGGAUUCACUGUUUUGAAAAUGUAACAUCAAUUAUAUUUUUGGUGGCGUUAUCUGAAUAUGAUCAAAUUCUGUUCGAAUCGGAGAAUGAGAAUCGAAUGGAAGAAUCCAAAGCUUUAUUUAAAACCAUUAUUACAUACCCAUGGUUCCAGAACUCUUCGAUUAUUUUAUUUUUAAAUAAAAAAGAUUUAUUAGAAGAGAAAAUCAUGUAUUCACAUUUGGUAGAUUAUUUUCCAGAAUUCGAUGGACCCCAGCGGGAUGCUAUAGCUGCUAGAGAAUUUAUUCUUCGUAUGUUUGUAGAUCUUAAUCCUGAUUCAGAAAAAAUUAUUUAUUCUCAUUUUACUUGUGCUACAGAUACUGAAAAUAUAAGAUUUGUUUUCGCCGCUGUAAAAGAUACAAUUUUACAGUCAAAUCUUAAAGAAUACAACUUGGUCUGAGAUGGAUCUUUCGGGAGCUAACUGGUGAUGAAAUUUGUUGUCAUAUAUUCCUUUUUUACAACAUUUGUAAAUGCGUACACUUAAAUAUUAGUCAAAACACAAUACAAAUAAAAAAAAAUAGAUUAUAAUAAUUAUAAAAAAAAAUUAUUAAAAAUAAUUAAUAUAAAAUACGGUAAAAAUCAGCGACGCAAUCAAAAAAAAAAAAAUAAAAAAAAAAAUAAUUAUUAUAAAAUACAAGAAAUUUUAAUAUGUAUAAACUGAAAUAUUUCAAAUAUUUGCGUGAUGCUACUCUGAGUUUUGAUAUAAAAAAAAAAUUUAUAUAUAAUUGCUGUAGGAUGCUUAUAUAUAUUAAUAUAUGUAUGUACAAACAAAAUAAAAAAUAACACAAAAAAAAAGUAAAAAAAAAUAAGAAAACGUUUUAUUUAAGAAGUGUGUUAUGCA